AUGGCCGAGACGUUUGACCCAAAGACGAACAAGCCUCGCAUUGAUGUUCUAAAGUACCAUUUCAUUCAUGAAGGCCGUCUAGAAGAAAACGUUGCACUUCGUAUCAUUAACGAUGGCGCUGCCUUAUUGAGAGCAGAGAAAACGAUGAUCGAUAUUGAGGCCCCGGUAACUGUUUGCGGUGAUAUUCACGGCCAAUUUUAUGAUCUAAUGAAACUAUUUGAAGUUGGUGGCCACCCAUCAACAACCAAGUAUCUCUUUCUCGGUGACUACGUCGACCGAGGAUAUUUCAGUAUCGAGUGCGUUUUAUAUCUUUGGUCACUGAAGCUCUGCUAUCCGAAUACACUCUUCCUAUUACGUGGCAAUCAUGAGUGUCGCCAUUUGACAGAGUACUUCACAUUUAAAACGGAAU
Messenger RNA from Rhagoletis zephyria (snowberry fruit fly), 409 nucleotides. The record is from RefSeq and is a predicted model, not a curated record. Lineage: Eukaryota; Metazoa; Arthropoda; Insecta; Diptera; Tephritidae.